Messenger RNA from Brugia malayi, 1275 nucleotides. RefSeq lists its product as uncharacterized. Gene Ontology annotation, biological process: BMP signaling pathway. The coding region runs from base 1 to 1275 and encodes 424 amino acids. Gene Ontology annotation, molecular function: coreceptor activity. NCBI's taxonomy places the organism in Eukaryota, Metazoa, Nematoda, Chromadorea, Rhabditida, Onchocercidae. The record is from RefSeq and is a predicted model, not a curated record. Gene Ontology annotation, cellular component: plasma membrane. The transcript is spliced from 7 exons.
AUGAACACUGACUUCCAUAAAUUAUUAUCAUUUAUAAUAGCUAUACUACAAACUGCUAUAUUUCGUUACGGAAACAGUUGUAUGGUUGAUUAUUGCGCUGAUAUCUAUUCAGAACGAUUAGAUGAAGGUGGCAUUCUUAUUGGUAUGAAUGCGCCUUAUUGUCAGAUAAUAACUGAUUAUAUUUACUGCUUGAGCGAAACAAAUCGCACAUGUCGCGGCAAUCUCAAAUAUCACACAUUGCAAACUUUGCUUCAUCGACAACGUCGUGAAUUUUCCUGUAAUUCAUUCCCGGAAGCGAUGAAACCCAGUAAUUAUGUACCUAUCGGAUGUGCAUUUCCGACUGAUAGUGCUCCUCAUGUAAUACAACGUUACUGUGGACUUUUUGGAUCACGACAUUUGCGCACACUAAAUGGUCAUUUUGAAACAUGUGCUCGUAAUGGUGCUUAUCCAUUAAUAAAUAACAAACAUUUAUUAAUACAAAUUACUCACUCGUUUGUCGCGAGUGGUACCACUGCUGUUUCUAAGGUUACUGUAAUUAUAAAAGAAAAUAACCGUUGCACAACACGUAAACAAUAUGAAGCAGGGUCAGAUGAUGAGCAAUUACCUAAUUCAUUUACGGAUGGUAGCAGAUUUGUUGGUAAUUCAGGACGGAAAGCAGUUGAAAUUAAAUCAAACACAAAUCAAACACAUGUUGAAAUUAUAUUACGUUAUUUAGCAACAAUAAUUUAUAUUCGACGACAUGGCAUAUAUUUAUCGGUUGCUUUAAGGAUACCAGAACGAAUAGUGCAGGAGCAAACCGAUAAUGAAUUUGAUAUUUGUACAUCAGGUUGUAGUCGUAGUGAAACGGUAAAAAUUGAGGAAGCAUUAGCAAAUCCUAUUUCAUUUACCAGAUGUCAUGGAGUUCGGAUAAAAAUACCUCUUAAAAUUGCAAUUGAACGAUGCAAACAUGCUAAUGUAACAGAUGCAUUUUUUGAUGCAUGCGUAUUUGAUUUUUUAAUUAGUGGCGAUGAAAUGUUUAUUGCGCAAAUUAUUGAUGCACAAGAUGAUAUCAUCGAUUUAUUUUCACCCUAUAUGCAUCAUUAUUUUACGGGUAGGCAGAAUUUAACUUUGUAUGAUUCAAAAGCUGGCUAUAAAUGGAAACAAUGUAUUCGACAAUCUUCCGUUAUUCAUUCCGAACAAAUAUCCGGUUCAAUUAAGCUACAGCAGCGAUACAGUAGUAUCAAUGAAUUAGUAAUACCUAUGCUAAUCGUACUUUUUACAUUUAACAUUUUCUAA